CCCCACACGGCACCACACCCUUAUGGCUCGUCCAGAAGCUCCUCCCUCCACCACCACCACAAACGACAGCAACCACUUACCUUUCUUCGACCAUACGACACCAAUCAACAUGGAGCUCAGAGACUUAAAACCAAAACCAAAAGCCCACACCAAAAUAAACCCAUCACUCGGUGAGCUUCUAAAACGAGUUGAAGACUCUCAAACUAACACCCCAAAUCAUCAAAUUCUCGAGCUUGGUUCGGUACCUCAGUCCUACCCUUUUGUCCUUUCCUUUCAUAAUCUCACAUACAGUGUCAAAGUCCGCCGGAAAUUGACUCUUCCCUUCACAAGGUCAGCCGAAAACGACCCCUCCGGUGGUGGAGAUAUAGAAGUCUCCUUAAGUAGAAACCACAACACUAAGAUUUUGUUGAAUGGCAUAUCCGGUGAAGCUAGAGAAGGCGAGAUCAUGGGCGUUCUUGGCGCAAGUGGGUCAGGGAAAUCAACACUAAUCGAUGCUUUAGCUGAUAGGAUCUCAAAAGAGAGCUUAAAAGGGUUAGUGAGUUUAAACGGAGAGGUUUUGGAGUCAAGGUUAUUGAAGGUCAUUUCGGCUUACGUUAUGCAAGAUGACCUCUUGUUCCCCAUGCUAACAGUCGAAGAAACUCUCAUGUUCUCCGCUGAGUUCAGGCUACCUCGAUCCCUCUCCAAGUCCAAAAAGCGAGCCAGAGUUCAAGCUCUGAUCGACCAAUUAGGCCUACGAAACGCUGCCAAGACUGUUAUUGGUGAUGAAGGCCAUAGAGGCGUGUCUGGUGGAGAAAGGAGACGAGUUUCGAUUGGUAUAGAUAUAAUCCAUGAUCCCAUUGUCUUGUUCCUCGACGAACCCACCUCGGGCUUGGACUCAACAAGCGCUUUCAUGGUGGUUAAAGUAUUGAAAAGGAUAGCACAGAGUGGUAGCAUAGUUGUCAUGUCGAUACACCAACCUAGUUACAGAAUCCUCAGCUUGCUAGACCGGUUGAUCUUCCUUUCCCAUGGCCAAACCGUCUACAGUGGCUCACCUGCUAAUGUUCCUCUCUUCUUCGCCGAGUUUGGUCACCCAAUACCCGAAAACGAGAACCGAACUGAGUUUGCUCUAGACUUAAUCCGCGAGCUUGAAGAAACCCCAGGUGGAACCAAGAGCUUGGUCGAGUUCAACGACUCAUGGCAAGCCACCAAAACCAACGACAACCUCUCCAUAACAACCAGACCAAAGCUCUCUCUCAAAGACGCCAUUAGUGCCAGCAUCUCCAGAGGAAAACUAGUCUCCGGAGCACCAAAAGAUCCCAACAACACAACGGGUUCGUUUCCCACAUUUGCCAACCCUUUCUGGAUGGAAAUGGUGGUGAUAUCAAACCGCUCGGUUACAAACUCAAGAAGAAUGCCAGAGCUAUUCGGGAUAAGACUCGGAGCAGUUUUAGUAACCGGGAUCAUACUCGCCACCAUGUUCUGGAAACUCGACAACUCACCUAAAGGAGUCCAAGAGCGACUAGGCUUCUUCGCCUUCGCCAUGUCCACCACCUUCUACACCUGCGCCGAAGCCAUUCCAGUCUUUCUCCAAGAACGUUACAUCUUCAUGAGAGAAACCGCUUAUAACGCCUACCGCCGCUCCUCCUACGUGUUAGCUCACUCACUCAUCUCAAUCCCAUCACUGGUUUUUCUCUCAUUAACCUUCGCAGCCACCACUUUCUGGGCCGUGGGACUUGCCGGCGGACUCUCAGGCUUUUUCUUCUUUUUCUUCACCAUCUUCGCAGCUUUCUGGGCCGGAAGCUCCUUCGUAACGUUCUUAUCUGGAGUCGUAACCCAUGUCAUGCUGGGAUACACCGUCGUGGUGGCCAUUUUAGCUUACUUUCUUCUCUUCAGUGGUUUCUUUAUUAGUCGCGACCGAAUCCCACCUUACUGGCUAUGGUUCCACUACAUCUCGCUCGUUAAGUACCCUUACGAAGCGGUUUUACAGAACGAGUUCGAUGACCCAAUUAAGUGUUUCGUGAGAGGAGUUCAGCUCUUUGACCAGUCACCUCUCGGGGCGGUGCCGGUGUCGCUGAAAGGGGAGCUUUUGAAGAGCAUGAGUAAGACACUGGGAAUGAAUAUAACUGGCUCCACGUGCGUGACCACCGGAACAGAUAUACUGACGCAGCAGGGGAUCACUGAUAUUAGUAAAUGGAAUUGCCUAUGGAUCACUAUUGCUUGGGGAUUUUUCUUUAGAAUCCUUUUCUACUUCACUUUGUUGUUAGGGAGCAAGAACAAGAGGCCCGGGACGGCGGUCGGGGCCCAUGGACUGAGCGUUCAAGUGUGGGCCCGGUCCAGGCCCGCUGGAUAUAGGAAUGUCCAAGGGGCACGGCCCUAGUGCGAUCCUGAGCCCAGACGGUGUCCGGGGCGGCGAUCCAGGACAGUUGUCCGGGAGACGCACAGAGCUCAGGAUCGCGUCGAAGUAUACAUAAACAGUCUUGGACACUGGUAAACGGUCUGGGCCUGCGGUAAACGAACCCGGAUUAGGUCGUCCCCGGUUGGUAGGGAAAAGCGUCUGGGACCCUGAAGCCGCCCCACUUCGCGUGGUGGUUGUCCCUACUUUUCACCUGCGGAAAAUGCCACCUCGGGAUUGCACGCCGCUAUUUCAGGUCUGCACUGCCAAGUACUCUGACUGAUCUUGUCCACUGAAUCUGCCUCGUAACUCAAAGUGCCCAAACCAAAAGCACCGUUUUGUCGGGCGAAGUAUAGCUCUUGGGCCACCUUAUUGGGCCUUAAUUAGUCUUGAAUUUAUGUAUGUUUUAUCUUUUAUAUUGGGCUUCCACCAGAGAAGCCAAGAGUGUCCAUAUCUCUGAUGGGCUCGGGUUAUAUCUGGCCCAGACCCAGUGUUCCCAUGAGUCUAUAAAUGCAUGCAAUAGAACACUGGAAAAAGGAUCUCCUCUGGACUGAUAUACAGUUACUCUGUCAAAAUAUAGAGAAAAACUCCAUUGUAAAAGAUUUUCCAAGCUCUAAUACAACUGACUUGUGGACUAAGGCUUAUUAAC
This is a messenger RNA of Humulus lupulus (European hop), 3020 nucleotides long. RefSeq names its product ABC transporter G family member 20-like. NCBI's taxonomy places the organism in Eukaryota, Viridiplantae, Streptophyta, Magnoliopsida, Rosales, Cannabaceae. Bases 23 to 2356 code for a protein of 777 amino acids. Gene Ontology annotation, cellular component: membrane. The record is from RefSeq and is a predicted model, not a curated record. The transcript is spliced from 2 exons. Gene Ontology annotation, molecular function: ATP binding; ATP hydrolysis activity; ABC-type transporter activity.